CAGGAUGAGAGCUUUCUCUGGUUCGUAGUUGUUGAUCGAGGACCGGGGAAAGAGAAGCGAGGAGGAAGAAGAAGCGAAAACGCCAUGCCGAAGAGAACAACGCAUACAUACUCGAGCGAGGACGCCGCACCAGAUGGACCAGAUUCUGAUCUCUUCGUUUACUACUGCAAGCAUUGUGGAUCGCACGUCCUAAUCACUGAUACUCAAUUGCAGAAAAUGCCAAAAAGGAAGACAGACAAGGCUUUUGUGUUGGACAAGAAGAAACAUCUUGCAAGGUUAAAUGUCAAUGAGGCGGGAAAAGUUCUAUUGAAAAGGGGUGAAGGGAAACUUGAAAGGCAAUACCGCAUGAACUGUCUAGGCUGUGGACUCUUGGUGUGUUAUCGCUCAGAGGAAGAUUUGGAAUUUGCUUCUUUCAUUUAUGUUGUUGAUGGUGCACUCAGUACUGUGGCUGCCGAAACCAAUCCACAGGAUGCUCCUGUGCCACCCUGUAUAUCUCAACUUGAAGGAGGACUUGUCCAAGUGGCCAUAGAAGUUGAAGAUCGAGCACAGCGCUCAGCAAUCACAAGAGUAAAUGCUGAUGAUGUACGUGUUGCUGUUGCUGCGCCUGCAGCCCGGGGAGAAGCCAACAAUGAGCUUUUGGAGUUCAUGGGAAAAGUCUUAGGACUGAGGCUUAGCCAAAUGACUCUCCAACGGGGAUGGAAUAACAAAUCGAAGCUUCUUGUGGUUGAGGAUUUGUCUGCCAGACAGGUGUAUGAAAAGCUUCUCGCGUCUGUGCAACCUUGACAACACUGUUCAAGACAUGCAGUUUUUAACUGCGACAUCUUUUAUGCUUUGUUCGUGAUAACUGAUAACGAUCUUAGUUCUGUAUUUUUUGUAUUAUCUUUUAAACCACGAAUUUGUGAUGGGUGUUUCUAAACCCGAAUUUUUACCAAUUGCUAGUGGAGAUUCAAACCUAUGACACUCUUAAUUAAA
Messenger RNA from Cucurbita pepo subsp. pepo (vegetable marrow), 972 nucleotides. RefSeq names its product UPF0235 protein At5g63440. Lineage: Eukaryota; Viridiplantae; Streptophyta; Magnoliopsida; Cucurbitales; Cucurbitaceae. The record is from RefSeq and is a predicted model, not a curated record.